Molecule: messenger RNA, 1979 nt
Organism: Daldinia vernicosa
Lineage: Eukaryota; Fungi; Ascomycota; Sordariomycetes; Xylariales; Hypoxylaceae
Product: glycoside hydrolase family 16 protein
Exons: 2
Coding region: 326-1507 (393 amino acids)
Biological process (GO): fungal-type cell wall organization; carbohydrate metabolic process
Cellular component (GO): fungal-type cell wall
Molecular function (GO): glycosyltransferase activity; hydrolase activity, hydrolyzing O-glycosyl compounds
Source: RefSeq, a predicted model, not a curated record
GUUGGCUCGUAAAUAAAAUCAUAGCCGUUCCCACUUCCCUGCAAAUCGUCCCCUUUUCUUCUAGGUAAUUAUUCCCACACCUUCGUUUACCAUACAACACAUUCCUCACUAAAGCUGUCUGUCUUACUGUGCAGCGUGGCCCGUCCGCUCCGUUUUAUUAAAAACCAAUUUCUGUCUCUCGUUAAAACAGACCCCUCCAGCUAAUACACAACCUCUUAAUAAAUCUACUCCUGUCUCCCCGAACCCUGUGCCCUUCUGCUCAUCUUUUCACGAUCACAUAGGCUGGAGCAAUCGUAGUUACCCACUCGUUUCAGCACCGGCCAAAAUGUUCUCCAAGCUUUUGUCUACCGCUGCGGUGGUCCUGGCAGCCACCCAGCUCGUUUCAGCUCAGACCUAUACUGACUGCGAUCCCACCAAGAAGACGUGCCCCGAUGACCCUGCUCUAGGUACUACUGUCACCGUUGACUUCACCAAGGGAGCGAACAGCCUGUUCAAGGUUGCCGAUGGUACUACGCUCACCUACGGCAGUAAAGGUGCUGUCUUCACCAUCAACAAGGAGACUGAGGCCCCCACCAUCACCAGCAACAAGUACAUCUUCUUCGGCAAGAUCGAUGUUGAGGUCCAGGCUGCCCCCGGCACCGGUGUAGUUACUAGCUUCGUGCUACAGUCCGACGACCUUGACGAGAUCGACUGGGAGUGGCUUGGUGGUGACACGACUCAGGUCCAGACCAACUACUUCGGUAAGGGUGAUACUACCACCUACGACCGUGGUGCCUACCACGAUGUUGCCAACCCCCAGGAGAACACCUACAAGUACUCUAUCGACUGGACUAAGGAUUACGUCCGCUGGUAUAUCAACGACGCCCAGGUUCGCGAGUUGAAGUAUGCCGAUGCUCAGAGCGGCACCCGAUUCCCCCAGACUCCUAUGCAGAUCAAGCUUGGUACCUGGGUUGCUGGUCGUUCCGAUGCUCCUGAGGGUACCGUCCAGUGGGCUGGUGGCAAGACCGACUUCAGCCAGGCGCCCUUCAUUGCUUACUACAAGUCCCUCACUAUCCAGGACUACAGCAACGGUGUUGCGAACGCUGUGAAGUACUCUUGGGCUAACGGCUCCGACGGUUCUUACCAGAGCAUCAACGUCAUCACUGGUGACGCUAGCAGCGAUGAUGAGACUAGCUCUAGCAGCUCUGCUUCUAGCACUGCCAAGUCUACUAAGACUUCUUCUGAGAUCACUUCCAUCAAGACUUCUGCUAAGAACACCCUAACCACCGUCACCGCCAGCGCCAGCGCCAGCGCCUCUGCUACCGCCUCCGCUUCUGCCUCUGCCUCUGCCUCUGCCUCUGAGUCCGCGUCUUCCAGUGGUAGCGAGACCUCGGCUGUUGCUGAUAGCAGCAGCAGCGCCUCUGCCACUGCUCCUCCCGCCAGUAUACCCACUACCGGCGGUGCUAUGAAGGCUGGUUUCAGCACCGCUGCUAUCGGUGCCUGCCUCAUGGCCGCUUUCAUGUUGUAAAUGCAUCUCAUGUCGAAUUUUGCGAAUAGCGCUAUUUUUUAGGCAUUUGUGAAUUGGUGAUCUGUGGUUUCCACUGCUACGAACCGGCCGUCUUUACUUCUUCUGAACGAUCCUUUUGCACAUAGCUAGAGCUCGAUUGUCCUCCUGAACGCCUUGUAGAAGGCCGCGGGAAAGACGAUCCGCCUCUUUACAUCCAAUUUAUUGCUUAUAAUUACGGUUCACGUGGAUUGCCUGGGCUUGACGUCCAGCAGACUACCGGCCGCUGUGGUGCUCCGGCGAACGGGAUGGGUCAGUCAUCGGAACGAUUAAUUGCAUGUAUAUGGAGUUGAAGAGACGAUACCUAAGCCGAGGUUAUUUGGGGACGAGUUAUAUAUAUAGGAUUGGGCGGAAUCUUGCAAGCUUGAUGGCUGUGCUGCCAUCCAACACAUGAUACCAAGACGUACAGAAAAUAUAAAUGUUCAUUUUGCAGCCA